GCUGCGCAUAAUGGUCGCCAUGCCUGUUAUCUUUAGCGCCAUUAUCUACACAAGAGAGCGUCAUACACGCCGCCACGCAAGAUAGGAUGAUAUACAUAAACCUUUGUAUUGAUGAAUAACAGCUUCUCAAAUGCAAUAAGCUUUCAUGACAAUGUCUCAACCUGGCCCGCAGCCAGAACUUGGCUUGCCCCCUGGUGUGGACCACGCCGGCGCCACGGGGCCUCGCAGUCCCCACGAAGAGGGGCAAUCAAGUGCCAGUGAAACCGAAUAUCAGCACGCUCUCGAGGUAGUAUUCGAUCCACACAACUCCCAUCGCCGAAAAUCAUCCCUCGUACCGGGCGAUACUCCCGCACAUCUCAUGCAAAGGAGGAAGGAAACUGAGUGCUAUGUGCACGCUUUGCUUGAGGAACAACGAAGAAGUGGAGGGCACGGGCUAGCAGGAUCUGUGCCGACAAGCUCGGGCGGUGAUGCCGCAGUAGAGCCAAAGACUGGCGAUGGCUAUGAAACUCCGCAUGGAGGGCAAGAAGAUCAGAGAGCUUGGCGAGAGCGGCAUGAAGCUAAAGGGCGACAAAUGAAAGCUACAGCCGCUAGUGGCAGGCAGAUGGACAGACAACAGCAAGAAGAACCAGCAGUCCACAGUCGCCUGCUCACAAAAAGACAACUCUCCGAUAUGGCAUGGGGAGUGCGGGAGCUCAGUAAGCGUUUGGGAAGCAUCAAAUUGAAGCUGAAGGUCAAGAGCGUAUUCCUCUUGACGAAGGCGCAUGAUGAGUCUCUUAUUGGAAAUACAAGGGAUGUGGUUAAAUGGUUGUUAAGUCCGGAAAGGGAUGUCAGAUACACGGUAUACGUGGAGCAGAUCCUCCGAGACAACAAGAAGUUUGAUGCCCAGGGGCUGAUUCACGACCUCGAGAGGUCAUAUUCUGGUCAUGGCAAGUCCGAGGGAGAAGUGAAGAAACUGGAUAAAAGGUUGAAAUAUUGGAAUGCCGAAAUGUGUCGUACAAGACCACACACCUUCGACUUCGUUGUUACACUUGGGGGCGACGGAACCGUGUUAUAUGCUAGUUGGCUCUUCCAGCGGAUCGUCCCCCCAGUGCUUAGUUUCGCUCUGGGGAGUCUGGGGUUCUUGACCAAAUUUGAUUACCAAAAUUUCAGAGACACAUUAACGAAUGCUUUCGACAACGGCGUCACCAUAAGUCUUAGGUUAAGAUUUGAGGGAACAGUAAUGAGGAGUCAGAAACGGAAGAAGAUCGCAAUGGGCAACGGGACCGCAGAGGAAGAAGAAGAAGAGGGGGAAGGUAACGAACCCCGGGAUUUGGUAGAAGAGUUGGUAGGAGAAGAGAAGGAGGACGAAAGAACCCACCGUCCAGAUGGAACAUAUGAGAUCUUGAAUGACAUAGUCGUAGACCGCGGCCCAAAUCCAACGAUGACCUCUACGGAGUUAUUUGGUGACGACGAACAUUUUACAUCGAUUCAGGCAGACGGCGUCUGCGUCGCAACACCCACCGGCUCGACUGCUUACAACCUCGCUGCUGGCGGCUCUCUGUGUCAUCCGGAGAAUCCAGUCAUCCUUGUCACAGCUAUCUGUGCUCACACGCUUUCCUUCCGCCCAAUCAUCCUACCUGACACGAUAGUCCUCCGUGUAGGCGUCCCUUACGACGCGAGAACGAGCAGUUGGGCGAGCUUCGACGGUAGGGAAAGAGUUCAAUUGAGACCUGGGGAUUAUGUCACAAUUAGUGCAAGUAUAUACCCUUUUGCAAAUGUUAUGCCCCAGGGAAGAAGAUCCGAGGAUUGGGUUAAUAGCAUCAGUGGGAAACUAGGCUGGAAUACUCGUCAAAGGCAGAAGAGUUACAAGGAGUGGUCCUGAUUUUAUGACGAGCCUUGUUUACGAUAUACUAGAGAUGUUUAAUUACCCAUAACUACUCUAGGAGGGUUUUUACGGGGUCCUGGAGUGCUUGGUAUACUCUUUUCAUUUUC
Messenger RNA from Amorphotheca resinae ATCC 22711, 1971 nucleotides. RefSeq lists its product as hypothetical. The coding region runs from base 146 to 1861 and encodes 571 amino acids. Gene Ontology annotation, molecular function: NAD+ kinase activity. Gene Ontology annotation, biological process: NAD+ metabolic process; NADP+ biosynthetic process. The transcript has 4 exons. Lineage: Eukaryota; Fungi; Ascomycota; Leotiomycetes; Helotiales; Amorphothecaceae. The record is from RefSeq and is a predicted model, not a curated record.